AUGGCGCGCCUCCCAGAACGUAUAAUGACCAAAGAUCAGUUCACUUCUAAGGUCGAAGAGUCCACGGAACCUGUCUUUAUAUUCAUUCUACCAACCUUCUACAGCGAUUUCUCUCCAGAGAUCCAGCGUUUUGCCGAGACUUACCCCCAGUCUAAAAUAUACGGCAUUGUCUCCUCGGAGUCUCCAGAGGUUCUAGAACACCUUACUGGGAAGUUUAAGGUGUCAACUGUAACGGAAUUUAUCCUUUGGAGAGACAAAACCAAGGUCAUUGAGUAUUCUCGUGGACAGCUCUCUGAUCUAAUGACCGUUCUAAAAGCAAUCAAGAUAUUAGUCGAGUAA
Molecule: messenger RNA, 339 nt
Organism: Penicillium manginii
Lineage: Eukaryota; Fungi; Ascomycota; Eurotiomycetes; Eurotiales; Aspergillaceae
Exons: 2
Coding region: 1-339 (112 amino acids)
Source: RefSeq, a predicted model, not a curated record